AUGCAAUCGUUCAAUAAAUAUCUCGCGAGCCAGCCUUAUUUAAUGGACGCAGCACUUAAAUGGAUCCACUUUAACAAGUCAAACAUGUCUGAUUGGUCUUCAUUUAAAAUUGCUAUUGUUCAAGCUUAUCAAUCAACAAUAACCCCAUUUCAAUCUAGCACACCGUCAACAACAACAACCAAGACACCAUCAGCAGCUUCACCUGGACAAGUCACCUCCACAUUUUUCGAUAAUGAUACGUCAAGUAAACAUCAAAAUCAAGAUUUUCAAAUACAUAAAAUAAAAAAACAUUGGUCCAUUACUGCUAAUUAUGUUAUUGAUGAUUACAAUGUCCUUUAUAAAGUCGUUAAUUGUAAAUUUGGACAACACAUUAAUCUACGUUAUUUGUCUGUUUCGUUAAUUCCUAGUGUUUUAUCAACUUAUCACAACUCAACUUUUAAUGGUGCUCAUUUUGGUAUUAAACGAACCUUUUACAAGAUACGUGAUCGUUCUUCUGGGCCGAAUAUGUACAAAGAUAUUGAAAAACACAUUUUAUCUUGUCUCAAUUGUCGACAAAAUAAACCUUCUCGUCGUAAACCAGAUGGCCAUUAA
Molecule: messenger RNA, 591 nt
Organism: Rotaria socialis
Lineage: Eukaryota; Metazoa; Rotifera; Eurotatoria; Philodinida; Philodinidae
Source: the annotation of a GenBank genome assembly